AUGGCGGCUCAUUUAUUCACCUUUAUAACGACACUUCUUUUUUCAACGAUUGUCUAUCAAUUUUCAAACUCGCUGCCUGUAGUUUACCAGGAAAGUACUAUCAAUUCUGAUCCUAAUAUUUUGGCGCGCGAUGAAACCUCGGCAGAAAACAUGGAUAAUAACAUUUGUGUUACAAAAGAGUGUACGGCAGUGUCUGCUUCUAUAAAAGCAGCGAUAAAUGAAGAGGUGAAGCCCUGCGAUGACUUUUACGACUAUGCUUGUGGAGAGUGGAUGAAAAACAACCCGAUACCUAAAGGAAAAAUUCAAAUUUCAGCCUUUACUGAACUCAGGGACAAAAAUAACGAAGUUAUGCAAGAAGCUUUGGUCAGUGAUGAUACUUUAAACGAUCUUUUACCUAUAAAAAAAGUUCGAACUUUCUUCCAAUCUUGCCUCAAUGUUGAGGCGAUCGACGAGCUUGGAAACGAGCCUAUCAGAAAGUAUAUUAAAGAUUUGGAUUCUUGGGCGGUUGAUGAAAAGACCGGCUGGGAAUCGGGAAAGUGGGAUGUUUUUAGGACGUUGAAGAAAAUUCAAAAGAAAUAUACGUCUACUAAUUUGUUCUUUUCCGUGGAGAGCGUUCCUGAUCCUUUGAGGAACGGCACUGAAGGGAAGAAUAUAUUGAUGGUAAUUAGUCUUCUAUGCUGUUGAUUAAUUAACGACUAGUGUGUGUGGUUUUCACCGCUGUGGCAGCGAUUACAUUCCUGUAAUUUGCUGUUGUCUCAUUAUAUUUUCCACUUUAAUUGCAUGUGAAAAAAAUACUUCUAGUAUGACUCUACACUAAACACCAGGUACUCCGUUUUUCUUCCUGUACUAACACUGGAUUAAUAAGAGAUGAUCCUUACUGGACAUCUAGGAAGAACAUUUUAGAACUGAUAGAGUUAUCCAGUAUAAAUAAAGUCAGUUUAGUUUAGGUUUCCUCCUGUAGUAACACUGGAUUAAUAAGAGAUGAUCCUUACUGGACAUCUAGGAAGAACAGUUUAGAACUGAUAGAGCUAUCCAGUAUAAAUAAAGUUAGUUUAGAUUAGGUUAGGUUUGUUCCUGUACUAACACUGGAUCAGUAAGGGAUGGACCUCUAGGACGAACUGUUUAUAGAACUGAUAGAGCUACCCAGUAUAAAUAAAGUUAGUUUAGGUUCCCUCCUGUACAGUAACAUUCAUGCACUGAAUCAAUAAGAGAUGAUUCUUACUGGACCUCUAGGAAGAACAGUUUAGAACUGAUAGAGCUAUCCAGUAUAAAUAAAGUAACUUUAGUUUAGGUUUCCUCCUGUACUAACACCGGAUCAGUAAAAAGGAUCCUUACUGGACAUCUAGGGAAAUAGUUCGGAACUGAUAGAGUUACCCAGUGUAAAUAAAAAUAAAAUUAGUUUAUAUAAAUUAGUUUAUUAUUUUCUGAAAGGUUUCAUCUAUUUUUCUAGUUAGAUAAGGCGCCGUUAGAUCUUCAUCCGAUAUUUUUCCUUGGCAGUCCAAAGGUAUGAGAGUGUUUUGAACUUAACAAACAAAUAUGGCUUCCCUGUUGUUUUUUUAAAGUUACGUUAAAAUUGUUAGUUUUGCAAAACAUGCGACGAUGGUGCAUGCAGCAAAAUGUACGAAGAGAUCAUUUUACAGUAAACGUGUAAUCAAACAUAUGAGUGAUAUUUUGUUUUUUCAUUUUCAGACAGUUCGACUGUUGUUUCACUACAUGAGCAAUGUGACCAGUUUAACUGGAGUUAACAUGAGUUAUGCCAAAAAAUCGAUGAAAGACGUCAUUAGAUUUGAGGCUGCGCUUGCCAUGGUAAAAUAUGUUGAUUUUUCACAAAUUACUCUUUUUUUUAGUAAAGUAAAUUGAGUCACUGCGGUGGGUGCAAUAUCUUACUGACUUAAUUAAAACACUCCGCUUCCCGGAUUUUUUGCAGUGCGUGAAUUCACUCUGUAUUUUAAUACCUCUAGCUAAGUUUUGGUAAGAUGGGAAAACAUUAUGCUCGUGUACCUAUAAAAAAACUGGAGGAAUCCCUACCCCAGGUAAGUCCACGUGAAAGGAGGGUGAAGAAUUGGAUGGUGAACUGAUCGAGUGAAUGCAUUUACCAAGUCAAAUCCAAGUCCGAGUCAAACGCCCCAGUCACGUUAAGAAAAUUCACAGUCGAAUAGGGUUAGGGUACGUUAGGAGUAGGGUUAGGAGUAGAGUUAGGAGUAGGGUUAGGAGUAGGGUUAGGAGUAGGGUUAGGAGUAGGGUUAGGAGUAGUAUAUGAGUAGUAUAGGAGUAGGGUUAGGAGUAAAGUUAGGAGUAGUAUAGGACUAGGGUUAGGAGUAGGGUUAGGAAUAGUAUAGCAGUAGGGUUAGGAGUAGGGUUAGGAGUAGGGUUAGGAGUAGGGUUAGGAGUAGUAUAGGAAUAUGGUUAGGAGUAGGGUUAGGAGUAAGGUUAGGAGUAGGGUUAGGAGUAGGGUUAGAAGUAGUAUAGGAGUAGGGUUAGGAGUAGGGUCAGGAGUUACUAAGGGUUAAUGUUAGGAUUAGGGUACUAAGUCAUUGAACUACAAAGACCAGGCUCGGAUUUGACUCGGUUAACUGACAAACUCUGAACUGAUCACUCCUGCAUGUCCUAGGGUAGCUGUACCCGUGCAAGAUAUGCAGCUUGUACUAGUAAACCAAAAAUAUUUACUACGAAUGAUGACGAUGACGGCAAACAUCGUGAACCACAAUAUUGAUGAAAUAUUAUUUUUGAAAAUAGUUUCCAUGGUUUGAUCAUCUUCAAAGUCUUGUUGCUCCCAACAAACUGACGCGAGAAGAUCCAAUCUUAGUUCUGGCGACAAAAUAUCUACCGACGCUGUUCAAAUUACUCAAGAAAACUGAUAAAAAGUUUGUAUAUUUUAUUUAUCAGUGCGUCCUAACUCCUAAUAUACCUUUCUUAGUUAAGCGAGAAUGAAAAUUGGAAAGCGAGACUUAAUUCAUGCCCCAGUCAAACGAGAACAAGAGUUGCAUGAGAGUUGAUGAGAGUUGAGAAGCGAGAGUUUGAAAGAGAGUUCAUGUCCCGGUCAAACGAGAACAAGGGUUGCAUGAGAGUUGAGAAGUCAAUGAGAAUUGAUGAAAGUCGAUGAGAGGUCAACUCUCAUUCUCGUAUGACCGGCGCGUUUGCUUUCCCAGAAUGCCAGUGAAAAGGUGUUUCAUAAUUAGUUAAUUUUACAUUUUAUAUUCUUAGAGUUCUUUCCAACUUUAUGGUGUGGAGAAUGAUCAAAAGUUAUGUUCCAAUGCUGGGCAACAACUUUCGUAAAAUGUACAUUCAGCUGAAAGGCAAGGAAGAGUCACGCCCAGAAACGUGUUAUUCAUAUACCAGUAAAAUACUCAGUAAUUUACUGGGAGCAUUGUUUAUCAGGAAACGUUUCUCUGCCAAAGUGAAGACAGAUGUGAGUAGUACCUGGACCUCUAGAGAGAGACCAGUUUAGAAUUGAUAAAGUUAGAUUUGUUUAAGUUUCUUCGUAUAACUCCGCACCAAUAAAGAUUGGUUAUUUUACUCCAGCCAGGCCAUUGUGAUGUCAGACCCUGUCGUGAAAUAAUUCCCCAUGGACGAGACAAUAAAUUUACUCAACUGCGUCCGAAUAUCUUGCUACCAUGAACUAUUAUUAUAUUUACCCAAGGUUAAAGAAAUGAUGAGUGAUAUUAUUGAGGCGUUCAAAGAUAAUGCACAAACUGAAACAUGGCUGAGUGGUAAAAGUAGAACAGCUGUCGAACUUAAGGUAAUUGUUUAACAAUCCCCACGCCGUUCCUAACUAUAGCGUGUCUCAUCAAUGAAAGAGGGCCAUUCCAUUUAAUGUACAUCCCCCCCCCCCCUAUGGACGAGGUCAAUAAAAUUUGAACCCCUAAGAAAAAAGAUCAAAGUGUCGACACAAACACACUCCCCCCCGAAAUUAAGAAAUUUUUCCCUUACCCCUCAGAAAAAACGCAAAAAUCAAAGUGCCGUUGCACACAACCCCUCAGAAAUGGCUUUUUCAAACCCCCUCAGAAAUUCUCGUCCAUAGGGGCGGGGGGGGGGGGGUGUACAAUGUACAUUAAAUGGAAUGGCAAUGUACAUUAAAUGCAAUUUACAUUAAAUGAAAUGAGAUUAGGCUUACCUUUUAACUUGUUGUUGCAGCUGAAAAGCGUACUGUCCAAAGUUGGUUACCCUGACUACUUAUGGAACGAAGAGGAUCUCAAUCUGAAAUAUGAGAAUGUAAGAAAGAGAUUUAUGUGAAAACCAAGCGAUACUGUCAGUUUGAUAAACUCUCCUUGUUUUUUUCUCGUAAUUUUAUCAUGUGACCUUCCUUUUUCUAGCUGGACAUUCAGCCUAACCAAUGGUUCCAAAAUGUAGUGAAUUCUCAGAAAUAUUUAAAUUUCAUUGAACUGCAUCAUGUUGGCGAGACCAUUGACAGAAAACAGUGAGUAAAUUUUUUUACGAAAUAAAAUAAUCUUAUGCAAAUGUGGUGUUCACAUCACAGUGAUUGGCGUUUGUGUCAUUCGCUUCUGGAGUAAGAAUUGCUUGCAUUAUUGGCAUAAAAUUUAGCGUGAAUUUUCAACAAAGUUAUAUCUCUUGACAGCUGGAUUGCCCCUCCGCAGAUGGUCAACGCCUUCUAUGUUCUUACGAAGAAUGAAAUUGGUAGGUAAAGUAAGAUUUGAAUAAAUUGUUACUGCUCUGAGCAUUGAUUUUAUUUUUAUCUUUCGUUAAUAUCUAGUCAUUCCAGCUGGUAUCCUACAAGAACCGUUCUUUUACUCCGGAUCAAUUCCAAAGUAACGAUAAUAUUUUCUUGUUUUAAUUCCAAAUGAAUGUACAAUCUCUUUUCAGAGAUAAAUCUAAGUUAUAUCUCUUUUCAGAGCUCUGAGUUACGGCGCAAUUGGUCAUGUGCUAGGACACGAAUUGACCCAUGGAUUUGAUGAUACAGGUACAUAUUCUGUGGUAUUUAGUUCAUUUUUUCAAAUAUUUGUGAUAAUUUUAAAAUUUCGUAUGUUGUAGGAAGAACAUUUAAUUUGAUUGGAAAAAAAGUUCUAUUCAAUGAGACGGGUUGGAGUAACGUUUCUGAUAAAAAUUUCAAAAAGGAAGCGAAGUGUUUGGUGAAGCAGUUCAGCGAUUACAAAGUAUUAGGAAAACAUCACGUAGGUCGCAGAAUUAGUCAAUGAUUUGUAGUAGGUCCUUUGCAAUGAUAAGAUAGGUCAAAACAAUGAAUGACUGGAUGACAUGGAGAACAGUGGGAUUUUCAAAACAAUGAAAAGACAAUGGAACAUUCUGAUCACUGGAUCUUGACUGGAUGACAUGGAGAACAGCAGUGGCGUAACUACUAUGGGCUCAGACCGUGAGAACCCGGGGGCCCCAACCUAAAUGGGGGCCCCCAGGCUUAGGCAAUAGAGCAAAAACAUUGGUCAGGGCCGCUGAUAUGUUACAAUGUAGUUUUAUGACCAUCAGAAUUCUGUAAAAUCUCUCUCCAAAGUCCAGGAAAUGGCAUUUCAGAGAGUCUAAAUUCAAAAAUUUUCCGGAUGAGCAUGCCCUGGACCCCCUAGAAAAUUCGUGCAUAUACGGCGCUCGACUCGUGCCUUUGGCACUUCUACUAGGGGGGCCUUCGAAAAUUUUGAACCGGGGGCCCCUUGAUAUAACGUUACGCCACUGGAGAACAGUGGGAUUUUCAAAACAAUGGAAAGACAUCACUGGAUUGCGACUGGAUGCUCUGGGCUCAGUCAUUGUUUAGUGGUUUUAUGCAGACAAUGUAUCUCUCCCUUUGUAGGUCAAUGGUAAAAUGACAUUAGGAGAAAAUAUUGCCGAUGCAGGAGGUUUAAAGUUAGCCUUCAAUGUAAGUGAAUAUACUACAUACAUACUGGAUAUGUUAUACCAUUUCUAUAAUACCAUUUCAUUCCUUGCCAUACAAUAGCUUACCAUACCAUACCAUACCAUACCAUACCAUACCAUACCAUACCAUACCAUACCAUACCAUACCAUACCACAUCAUAUCAUAUCAUACCAUACCAUCUCAUGUCAUAUCAUACCAUACCAUACCAUACCAUACCAUACCAUACCAUACCAUACCACAUCAUAUCAUAUCAUACCAUACCAUCUCAUGUCAUAUCAUACCAUACCAUACCAUACCAUACCACACAAGACAAUACAGCAGUGCAUAUAUUACCUUAUUUAGGCUUACAAACGAUGGAUUAACGACCAUGGACAAGAGAAAGUGUUACCAGAUUUAGAUAUGAACAGUGAUGAAUUAUUUUUCAUCGGUUUUGCACAGGUAAAGAAGAAUUCCUGAUUUAAUAACUCAACCAAUGAUUCUGUAGUAUAUACGAGUCUAUUCCUUUGUAAUGGUUGUGCAGUGUUUGAUAGACUCAAACUGGAAGCAUUCUUCUCACAUGUGACUGAUUUGAAAUUAUAAUCAGACAACUGUAUAUUGCAUGAAUUGAGGUGCAGUCACAGAGAUGAAAGACGAAGUGAUCUAGUUCAUGAAUUAAAAGUGUCUUUAGUAAAUAAAAUAGGGUUUAUCAAAGAACGAGGCAGUUCUAGCCAUUCUGCCAUCAACCUCCAAACCAUUUAAUACUAUAUAUAGAUUCCGCUUUCGUAGCGCUUUGCAUUGUGGUUAUAGUGGUAUCACUGAUAAAGAUAGUGGCCUCGAAUGAAAGUAUUGAAUGUUUUCGCGAAUAUUUUGCUGUUGGCUAUCGCGCACCUGACCCUAGCUUUUUUUAAAGUUCUUGCACGGGUCAGGACAAAAAAUAAGCCAUCUUGAAUAUCUGUGAUACCACUAUAACCACAAUGCAAAGCGCUACGAAAACGUAAUAAGGGGAAUCUAGUAUUGAGUUUCUUAUUAAUGUAAUUCAUCAUUUUUCUCUUUUUUAUAGAAAAGUUGUGCGAAUACUUCUGCAGUUGGGCAGUUUAUGGCCGUGCAUGACGACGAUCAUGCACCUGCCAAGUACAGGUAACCUAAGACUAUUUCACUGUCAUAUGGAAAAUUCAAAUAUAAUUUCGCGCGUGUAAUUUUACGUGGAAUUGGAGCAUUUCGCAUGUGAAAAUGCUCAUUUCAUAUGUACUAUGUAUUUAAAACAUGAUCAGCAGUGUUUUCUCAGAUAUAAAGAUACGAGGCGAAGCCGAGUAUCUUUAGGUCUGAUAAAACACGCACUGCGAAUGUUUUAAAUUACUUCAGAAACGAUCGAAGUAAUUUUCAUUGGCGAAGUAAUUUUCAAAAAAUACGUUGUGUAAGUCGAGAAAAUCAAAGUAAAAGUUUAUGUAAAUCAAGGGAAAUCUCUAUCACAUAUAUUAGAUACGACACCGAGCUUAUAUCAUGAUUUUUCUUUGUGUUUUCCUCGUGAAUUAUUAAUGAGUUUUUGAAGUAAAAUUUAGAAUUUUCACAUUUGAACUUUAAAUUUUACAUGCAUGUGAUUUAUAAUAUGUGAAACUGAUUAAUUUCACUUGCGAAAUUAUUGUGUCAUAUGUAGAAUUGGAACAGUUCACAUUUGAAAAAGCUUUUUCAUAUAUGUCAAAUUUUCGUAAGGGUAUAUGUAAAUAAGGUCGCAGAUAUGAGGUCGCAGAUGUUUGGACGAUCGUGUCAAAUUGAACGAAGGUCAGUUCUCCAAAGCUUGCUCUAAAGAAUAAAGCAAUCUCAAUGUUCCGGACACAAGAGCAGUAACUAAGUCCAUGAAUUCUCUUUAUGUGCUGAGUAUAAGUUCUAAAAUGUUUUUCCUAAACUAAUUUGACCGCUGUUACUACAGAAGGAAACCUAAAUUAACUUUACUUACUGGAUAUAGCUCAAUCAGUUCCAAACUGUUCUUACUAUAGAGGUCCACUAACAGUAAAUGCUAUAUAGUGGUUCAGUCUUACUACUUUGAGGUUAACUAUACUAGAAGCAUUCAUGAUCAACUUGAAAUUUUAAUCACGUAACUGCAGCGCAUAUAUUGUACGAACACAUAUAUUUGUCAUGAAAACCUUCAGUGUCAGUUUAUAAAUACACACCAACGCACAAAUCGUGUCAAGGUCGAGGAAGAUUUUUUACAGCCAUAUUUGUCACAUAUGCACAUCAGUCAACACAGGGCCUCUUUUAAUGCCAUAGACAGGCCAUGUUUCCCCCCACCCAGUGAACCAUGUUGCCCCAGUGAAGGUCACUUCUGUCUGAAAUAUAAGCAAAAAAGAGAAGAAUAACUUAGUUAAGAAGAGUAUUUUAGUAUUCCCAUGACCAAAUCUUUGUCUAGCGGAUGAAAUAUAUAAAAAAUUGUGUCUAUAAAAAGCCGAAAAUCAAGCCCCUGCAGACACCUAAAAAUACAAAUUGUCUGGGCCAGACAAGUUCCCACUUUUCCCGGUUCCACCUCCUAGUUGGGUCCCUUUCUCUUGAUGGCCCCGCCACUCACAGAUUAUUAAAAAAGGCCCUAGCUGAGUCAAGAAAAACGUGUCAAUAUUUUCCCGUAUUCACAAGCAAACAAAAAGAUGAACAUGCUUCAGACAUUGUCUGGCGACACACACGGAAGCGUUUUUUUUCCAUGUCAUCUAUUUUCUUUCAUGUUUUUCUAGGGUAAACGGAGCACUGUCAAAUAUGCCCGAAUUUUCAAAAACGUUUAAUUGUCCAUGGAAUAGCAAAAUGAAUCCAAAAACAAAAUGUGAUGUUUGGUGA
Messenger RNA from Paramuricea clavata, 8614 nucleotides. The record is from the annotation of a GenBank genome assembly. Lineage: Eukaryota; Metazoa; Cnidaria; Anthozoa; Malacalcyonacea; Plexauridae.